AUGUCGCUGGAAGCUUGCGAUUCUGAACGCGGAGCAUCGACAUUUGCCGCUUCCCAGCCGUACACACCUCUGCCUCCGCCUCCAAGCACGCCGGAAGCAGCAUCAUCGCCAUGGAACAUCAGCUCUCGAGCAGCCCUGCAUCGACUGGGUGUGGGCAGCAACAACAGAAGCAGCAAUAGCAGCGGCGAAGGCGCAAGACCCACCUCUCAAUUUUGCAGGCAAGACGGAGCACUGAAGCGACAAAGGAUCGUCGCGGGUCCCUCGAGCGAGCUGCUCGCGAGCUCAAGGCGGUUGAUCCACGCGACCUCGCCGUCACCAUCGCCCUCAAGCGGCUGCAUAGCGAACCGCGAACGCCGCAACGCGUCGCCUCCUCUUGUGCCUGGAGAUCUUCGCGUUUACCGCUGCAAGUCCACUCAUAGUAGGUGCUGCCGUCCGCCUUCUCCCAGCUUGGAGGCGCUUCACCAUGGAAGCAGUGGAAUACAAUCGCGACGGAGAUCAGAAGCAGGAAGGACGAGCUCACAGCACUCAGAAGCACUGCGGAGUUCCAGUGGCAGUGACUGCACUGGAAGCUUCAGAUGGGUCAGGAAGAGCAGCCAAGAUGUGAGCUUGCGCAUCGAUGCGUCUCGACGAGGAUCUGGUGCGCGGCAAGGCGCGUAUCCAUUGCAGCAACAGCUGCUGCUGUUGUUGCUGCAGCAGCAAGUGAAGCCGACACCACGACGUCCAUCGACAAGUCAGCCAGAGUCGCUACCAUCACCGCAAGAAAUGAUCAAAGUGGACGCUGCAUCACGCAUGCCAUCCUUAGCAGGGCCUAUUGACCUUGAAAGCUGA
This is a messenger RNA of Tilletiaria anomala UBC 951, 828 nucleotides long. RefSeq lists its product as uncharacterized. The transcript has a single exon. The coding region runs from base 1 to 828 and encodes 275 amino acids. Lineage: Eukaryota; Fungi; Basidiomycota; Exobasidiomycetes; Georgefischeriales; Tilletiariaceae. The record is from RefSeq and is a predicted model, not a curated record.